GGGGAGAGAAAGGAGAGAGAAAGUGAGAAAGUCAUAUAUCUGGAGUCUCGCUCUUUCUCUGAGAAUCGCCAUUGAUUCAAAACCCUAAUUCCAGAGGGAGACAGCGAGAGAGAGCUAGGGCAUUUUCAUCUAUGAAAAACCCUACAACUCAAGAUUCAACGAUCAAGCUGGAGGCGGCGUAGAUGCAUGUAUCCGGAUUCUCUUUGGAUCUCAAUUGGUUUCUGCAAUUCAUAUUCACAUCCUUCGUCGUCGCUUUAGGACUGCUCCAUUUGGUGAAGAACACGGCGUCGAAGUACUUCGUCGUCGACGCCAAUUUCGAAGGAGGACGAGGAGGAGGAGGAGGAGAAGGAGGAGGUGCUGGGGCUGGUGACGUCUCGGUGCCCGGCGGUGGCCGGAGUGAUCCCAGCAUCAUGCCCGGCGUCUCCGGAACCGGCGAUUCCUGCCUCGUGUGCGGAAAUUUGGGCACCAAGAAGUGUUCUGGGUGCAAGGCCGUUCGGUAUUGCUCACAAACAUGCCAAGCCACUCACUGGAAAUCUGGGCACAAGACGAAAUGCAAGGAUUUUCAGUUAUCAGGCAAGGCAAAUUUGGCUGACUCCACUACUCACUCUGGAAGAAAAGCUUCUGGUGUUGGGGUUAAUAAUUCUAAUGGAAUUGCCCUUGUUCCUAGUAGUGGAACCUCUAAGAUUCUUAAACAGUCGAAAGAGAUUCUUUUCCCCUAUGAUGAGUUUGUUGAAUUUUUCAACUGGGACAAGCCUGGAUUCCCUCCUUGUGGGCUUAUAAAUUGUGGAAACAGUUGCUUUGCCAAUGUAGUUCUGCAAUGUCUUGCAUACACUCGGCCACUUGUUGCCUACUUGUUGGAGAAAGGCCACCAGAAACAGUGUAGACGGAAUGAUCGGUGUUUUCUUUGUGAAUUUCAAGUCCAUGUUGAAAGAGCAAGCCACAGUCCUCAUCCCUUUUCACCAAUCAAUAUCCUAUCUAGGUUACCUUCUAUUGGUGGUAAUCUAGGCUAUGGAAAACAAGAGGAUGCUCAUGAGUUUAUGAGGUUUGCUAUCGAUACAAUGCAAUCAGUUUGCCUUGAUGAAUUUGGAGGUGAAAAAGCGGUUCAUCCAAGCUCUCAAGAAACGACCCUCAUUCAACACAUAUUUGGUGGCCACCUCCAAUCUCAGGUCAUAUGUACAAAAUGCAGUAAGAUAUCAAAUCAGUAUGAGAAUAUGAUGGAUUUAACUGUUGAAAUUCACGGUGAUGCUGCAUCUUUGGAGGAAUGCCUAGACCAAUUCACUGUCACAGAGUGGCUUCAUGGAGAAAAUAUGUACAAAUGUGACGGAUGUAAUGACUACGUGAAGGCAUCCAAGCGUCUUACUGUUCGACAUGCUCCAAAUAUUCUUACUAUUGCUUUAAAAAGAUUUCAGAGCGGGAGGUUUGGGAAACUUAACAAGAGAGUCACUUUCCCCGAGACUUUAGAUCUUAGCCCUUACAUGAGCAAGGCAGUUGUUGGUACAGAUGUUUACAAGCUAUAUGCAGUUGUUGUGCAUUUGGACAUGCUAAAUGCAUCAUUUUUUGGCCAUUAUGUUUGCUACACCAAGGAUUUUGGUGGAAACUGGUACAGGAUUGAUGACUGUAAGGUUACAAGGGUUGAAUUGGACGAUGUGCUCUCGCAGGGGGCUUAUAUGCUCUUAUAUAGCAGGGUUUGUGUUCGAUCAUCAUGUUUGAAGACCACGGAACCUUUUGAAAAAGAGAAUGAGCAAAUGGUGGAAGUGGCCCGAGAAGUGGAGCCUUGCUCAAAACAACCAGUUGAAUGCUUCACUAAAGCAGAAAAGAGUAAUCAUGUUGAGAGAUCCAGGUUCCUGCCUUCUGAUAGUAAUGCAUGUUCAAAGGUUUCUAACUGUGAAGAGUUGUCUUUCAGAACUAACUAUGAAAUUGUAAGAAAAGAUCCAGAGGACGUGGAUAUGAUUAAUCCUGAGUUAUGCUCACCAGUUUCAAGGGAUACUGAAGUUGUCAACAAUGGACAUUCUAAUCCUGAAGAAAUUGCUGUGCUUGUUGACCAUACCCCUAGAAUGGUUUCAGGUUUUGCUUCUUCAAGUGAGAUAUCUUCAACUGAAGUUCAUUAUCCAAAAUGCAAAUCAGUCUCUAGUUCUGAUGUUGAAGAGGGUGGCAGAGCCAAGAGCACUUGUGUGGAUGAGGUUAUGUCAUUGGCAUCUUCUAUCGAGAACUCUGUCCCCACUCAAAAUGGGGCCUGUGGAAGGGCUGAAACGUCUCAUGAAGUUUCUGCUGCUCCUAGAAGCACAGUUAAAGAAACCCUGGAUGAAACAAAACCUGUUAGUUCUGAAGGUUUGGCAAUUUCCUUUGUGGACAAUCUGGAAAGGAAUAAAUGGGGAAAGGAUUUACCAUCUUCUAGCUGUUGUACUGAUCAUGGUGGGGGAAAAUUGACAGGGCAGAACUCUUCCUCUGACACAAAGCUAAAGCCUUUAUUUUCUCCUGGUUUUCUUGGGAAGCGACCCCGGAAUAAAUCCACGAAGAGAGAUGGGAAAGCCUCAGAAGAAUGCCAUGAAGUUGCUACUGCCGGCAAGGUGAGCAGCAACUGUAAUGGAAUUGCCAAACCUGGUUUUCCUCAUCAAAGGAGUGGUGAGUUAAACAAUGAGGCACAAGCUCUUUCAAACUACAAUAAUUUACCCUCUUCUAGUUUUGUUGGGGAACAACCCCAGAAGAGUCUGAAUGAGGAUGAGAUGGUCAGCAUUGAAUUUAGUGAGUCAGUUAUUCCUUGUGAGGAAGAUGGUAAUUUUGUUACUGCCAAUGAGAGCUCUAAUAACAUUACUAUGGGGGGUGCAGAAGAAAGCAAGGGGCGAAACAAAGAUUGCUCCAUUAAUAGUGGCUCUAUCUGUUCUCUUGGUAAUCCAUUAGCUGAGAAAUUGUUGGCUAUUGAUGGGGAAGUUCAUGAAAGGGGUGCAAUCACUCAUUCUGGAUUAAUGGGAACAAAGUCCAAAGAUCUGGCUGAACGAGGGCUGUAACCUGUUGUGGACACAGUUAAAGGAUUAACAGGUUACCAUUCUGCUGGAAGUGUCUUAUUCAUUUUGAGAUUGAAUUGGAGAAGAUUCUGGAAACCAUGAUGAUUCCUGGUAAUAGACUUGCAGAAGCCUGACUGCGGUAGAACCUUGUAGUUAAUGAUAUUUCAGUUCAACGUGAAAAAAGAUGCCAGCGGCAAGAGCUAUGUUAUCUUAGUGGACUUGCUGUUAGCUGAAUUGGAGUGGUGUUCCUAUAUUCUGGAGGUUCAAAUGGAAGAGAGCAGACAUGACUUGUGACAAUUUAUAAUAAUGAAGGUGCAUUUUUUUUUUCUUUUACUUUUUAAUUCUUAUUUAUUUAUACUUUCUAAUGAUCCGAUCACCACUAAGGAGAAGGCUGAGCCGGUCAAUUUUUGUCUGAGGUUUCAUUAUUUGUAGAAAUCUUGGAUCCUAAUGUAUCAUUUUUAGGUAAACUCGUUUAACUUUGACAAUGCAAAGAUGUCAUUGGACAUUGUGGGGGGAAUACCCGUUUCUAAAUAAUACCACUUGUUAUGUCUCUAUGUUGUUA
Molecule: messenger RNA, 3564 nt
Organism: Vitis riparia (riverbank grape)
Lineage: Eukaryota; Viridiplantae; Streptophyta; Magnoliopsida; Vitales; Vitaceae
Product: ubiquitin carboxyl-terminal hydrolase 18-like
Exons: 11
Coding region: 183-3005 (940 amino acids)
Biological process (GO): protein deubiquitination
Cellular component (GO): nucleus; cytosol
Molecular function (GO): cysteine-type endopeptidase activity; cysteine-type deubiquitinase activity
Source: RefSeq, a predicted model, not a curated record